AUACUUCUAUUUUCCCUCUGCGUCAUGCUACAUGCCCUCCUGGUCAUUGGAUGCAUGGUGCUCAUCAUCUUGCAUUUCACGCAACCCAGGAGCGCAAUCAGUUUCUCUGGAAAUGGCCUGAACGUAGUCCAGUGGAACAUAUUUUAUUAUGCAACAGUGUCCCCGAACACAAUCAUCAAAGUCUACCUUGUUCCCACGCUCUUUAUCACCCAGAAACUUGCCUUCAGGCGCACCGUCCACGUCAACCAGACUCUCACGUCCAUCCACGACAAAACCUCGGCAUGGUUGGGUCUAGGUGCUACCGCUCCCGUGCUCUGGCGAUAUCUCACCGCUUUCAUCCGCAAGAAAGAAGAUCGGGCCGCCAAGAGAGGUGAACUUCCCGCCUUCGUCGGAGUCUCCUUGAUUACUAUCUAUCUCAGCUGCAGUCUAUUGCUCGGUAUCAUCGCUCCAGAUCUUGUCACUGUGGCGGACACUGUCGGGGACACGGGAAGCUACCAGAAGAUUGCGUCGAAUCUUCAGGGCGUCGACAACGAUGCGUUCGUAUCUAUUCAGGAAGCGUUCCCCAUCGUGAACAUCCUGCCUUUGGUCAGGUAUUCAGGCGAUAUUGCAACAGUUGGCCUUGAGAAUAACCUCAUCUACGAUGUACCCAAUUUCGCCACCUCUACUGGGUCCGUCGGUGUCCUCGGCAAAUCCUUCUGGGUGCACUGCGGGCAAAUUCAGGGGGCGUCACAGGUUCAGUCGGACGACGACUCUUUCGUCAUUCAUGUCGAGGAACAGCUCCAGAAUGUAAAAUUAGCAUCGAAGCGUACCUUGAACAUUCGCCCUGCGUUGUGGCAGAAUAUAUCAGAUACAUCUCCACCCCCUGCCACAAUUAUUGUCGCAUCAACCUUCCCCAUCCAAGACGACUCUGAGGAUGCGAAUGCUGCCAUUGUGAACUUAAAUACCGAAGUUACACCCGUAGGAUGCUCAUUUGACUGCGAUUCUGUUAAUACGGUGCAGGUCGUCGCAUGCAAUGUGCUCAUAACAAAUCACGGCGAAAACGACGAGGUCCCCGUGGAGACAGACGUAUUUCCCUUCCAGGUCAAUGCUCCCACGACGAUUACUAGCCAGGCGUGGUCGAAUUGGUCACUUCCAAACCCGCCAGUCGGGGGACAGUCGCUUUUAAGCUUGAUUGGUAAUUUCAGCCAGCAGUCGCCCAACAGCCGCACAACACUGUUCAGUACGGUCGAUGGAUCGACGGCCACAAACUACACUCUGAGCAUUUUAGAGGAUAGUAUCAUGGAAACGCUAGGAUAUUAUGACCCAAGCAUCCUCCGUGUUGACCUCAGUGAACUCGAGAACAACCUAGGGCAAGCUGUCGCUGCAGUCUUCUGGCGUAGUAACCUAUUCACCCUUUUUAUAGCCGCCCUCCGACAAGUGGACAACGCUUCGCUCGGACCAGAUACUAGCAGCUACGCUCUGGAGUAUGCUGUUCUCGUAUGUCCCAUCCUUGGCCUCGUCGUCUCCACAGUAAUGCUCGUUGUUUCCAUUCUGCUCACCUGGCAGCCGAAGCCAGAUCUCGACGAUAAGACACGCCCGCAGGUGGAUUCGUUCGGUGUGCUGCAACUAAUGUGGUACCUCGGCCAGGAGCGCAACCACCUCUCGCGCUACCUCGCACGGGCCGUGCCCGACCCGACGCUCGAGCAUCUGCGCGACUGGGGCAAG
This is a messenger RNA of Phanerochaete carnosa HHB-10118-sp, 1704 nucleotides long. RefSeq lists its product as uncharacterized. The annotation marks the transcript as partial. Lineage: Eukaryota; Fungi; Basidiomycota; Agaricomycetes; Polyporales; Phanerochaetaceae. The record is from RefSeq and is a predicted model, not a curated record. The transcript is spliced from 9 exons.